Brassica rapa (field mustard) is the source of this 5444-nucleotide messenger RNA. Its product is annotated as VQ motif-containing protein 20. Lineage: Eukaryota; Viridiplantae; Streptophyta; Magnoliopsida; Brassicales; Brassicaceae. The record is from RefSeq and is a predicted model, not a curated record. Gene Ontology annotation, cellular component: nucleus.
AUGGUCAUAUAUUUAUAGCCUGAUAAGAGUUGUGAGACAUAAGCUAGAAUCUUGAGAGUUGAGACACAGACCAAUCCAAGCAAAGAGAUGUGCUUCUAUGUAAGUAAUAUUAAGUCAAUGGGUCGAAUUUCAAACGAAAAUCUUUUCUUGUCCUCAAAUGAUAGAUGACAAGAGUUAGGUUCAACUUAAAUGUUGAUUCGGUUCUUUUCUUGUCCUCAAGGAGCAAAAACGAACUUUGUUCCACCAUUAUAGAUAACUGAGCUAACCAUAAAAAAAACAUGUGACUGAUAUUAAAAGAAGAAGAAAAAACAUUAAUAAACAUGUGACUAACAAUGAGAUCCAUAAAUCUCUCGGUUAAUUAUCUACUUAUCAUCACGUUUUUUAAAGUUUACACCUGGAUUUCAGCAAUCUAGUGGCGUAUAUUUCUUAACUGUGGUAGCCUCAAAUAAAAAAUUCCUAACUAAAAUUAACUAAUUACACAAAGAUAAAUAAAUAAUCUCACGUGGCCUAAUACAUCCACUUAGAAUACGCGCCAGAAUACACGUGGGACAAGAGAAGAACGUUAUAAAAGCCACUCUUCCUUCACACUUCAACAUCUCUCACACAACACACACUAAUACGAAUGUCAGUUUGUUUUACUUUCAAUAAAUUUUUGGUUAUGAUUCAUUUGUUUGUUUAAACAAAAACAUCACUUCUUCAAAUUUAUCCCGUAUUUAAUAUUAAAUGAACUCAACGUUCAACGACCACCAUCACCUAAAGAGAGAGCCUAAUGACAACUCCGGCGUCGGAAUCAUAUAUCCUCCGUCACCUUCUCCGCUGCUAAAACUAAACAAAGACUCCCACGUCAUCAAAAAGCCACCCUCGCCGUCGUCUUCCUCCUCUACCGCCGCGAAGCCUCGCCAGCCGGUGAUCAUCUACACGAACACGCCCAAAGUUAUACACACCAAUCCUAAAGAUUUCAUGGCUCUCGUCCAAAAACUCACCGGAAUGUCUCACUCCGAGGAAGAUUCCGGCGGUAGCAGCAGCGCGGUAACGGAUCGUGGAGGAAAAUCAAUCAACCGGAGUGUCUCUGAUCUCACCGUUGAUAGAAAAGUUAACCGGACUCGCUGCGGUGGAGGCGGCGGUGGUGGUGGCGGUGGUGGUGGUGGACAUAACAGCUACAACAGAACCUAUUCAGGUCCGGGAGGAGCUAACGGGAAAGGGAUUUUCUUCAGCAAUACUACUAUCUGCGAAGAUAGUGAAUCGUCCUCUGUGAUCACAACCGAUGAGAACAUGGGAGGAGGAGGAGAGCAUGGACAUGUUAACUCGUCGCUACCGUAUUCAGCGGUGGCUGUUUCUCCAUUUCCUCAUCCUCCGCCACCACCUCCACCGCCUCCUCAGUCCAUGUACGAUGGGACCAAUGGGAUUAACUACAGCUCUUACUUCUCGACGCUUUUGCCGGUGAAUCCAGCUGAUAAUUUUCUUUGCGGGAAUCAAAACUUUGCUAAUUUUGAUGAUCCGCUUUACUUCAUGCCUAAUAUGAGGAGCUCUUUCUCUUCUUCUUCCUCUUCUGGGUUUGAUGGCUUAACUGAGUUUAGAGAUUUUUGACAUUGUUUUCAUCAACAAAAACAAAAAAAAUACAUUUUUGAUUAUUUUUUUUAUUUUUUUCCUAUUUCAGGAAAAUAAAUUUUGUUCAAUUUUUAUUUUAUUGGAGGUUUUGAGAAUGAACUAAUAAAUUUUGGCAUUAGUUGUGAUCCCCUUUACGUUUAUUUUAGUCGAAAUAAUGCUUUAUGUGAUCACUAGGGGUUAGCCCGCCCUACGGGCGGGUGAGUUAUAAUAAAAUUAUUUUAUAUUAAAAUAUAUUUUAAUUUUAUAAAACAUUUGAAAAUUAUUUUAAAUUUAAUUUUAAUAAAUUAAAAAUGAGGUUUUUACUAUAGAUUAGUUUGUGAUGUUUUUUUUCUUGUUGCUAUUUUGCUAUGAUGACUUAAUCUAUUUUAUUUUAAUAGUAUUGUCCUAUGGUUUUUGAUUUAUUGUUAUGUGCAUGUGAAUUUUUCCGAUGGUAGAUGCUAAAUUGUUUAAUAUUAUGGAUUAUACUUGCAUGUUGAUUAUUAUUGUCAUGCAAAUCAGUAAGUGGAUGUCGGUAAUAUGUUAAAAGAAAUUGAAUCCCUUAAAAAAAUCAUUAUUUUAAAAUGGAGAGAGUGAAGCUACUAUUUACCCAAUAAAAACAUAUAAUCUGUAAAUUUUAAUAGAACACAAUUUCUCAUUCAUCUGUAAUAGUAAUAUAAAUAGGGUCGGGUUGGAGCUCAUUGUUUUAAAACAUUUGAAUGAAAUCCAACAUAUAAAGGGCUCCCAAUUGUUUUUUAAAAAUAUUUCUAUAUAUUAAUCCAUAUAUAAAAUACAUAAAAAGGUUUUUUAUAAGGUAAACAAAUUUUUGAUAAAAUGAAAUAGAGAUUUUUUUUUUAUUAUUCAUUUAGAUAAUUAUUUUUGUAUAAUUUUCAUAUAGCUUAGAAUAUUAUAAUAAACUUUUUUAAAAAAAAUUGGAAUGCGACAUCGUUUACUCAGGUUCGGUUUUGAAUUGUCGAUUUCACUGUUUUCAGUGUUCCAAAGUAAACACGGACGUUGUUCGACACAUAUAUCAUGGAAGGAUGUUUUGAUGUGUUAUUCUAGCUAUUGUAUCGGACCUUGGUAUGUUUUAAUUAUUGUUGCUUUGCAAUUGCCGCUAUUCUAGUUUGUCUACUUUCAUAACAUCAAAAUGCCAUCGACGUAAAAGGCAUUUAGAUAUGAAUCUUUAGAAACCAAGUGAAGAGACGAAAUCAGUGUUGUUUGAUGGAAAUAUUCUUGUAUGUUUUUGACAUUGUAAGUUUAUGUGUUACCGGCGUUAAGGAAUCUAAUCACUAUUAGAUCCAUGUAUCUGGUUAGUGAGUUGAGAGGAUGAUCCGAAAAACUGAGAAUUUUCAUAUUUUUUGUAGACCAGAUUGUCUUAAGCGGCCUUAGCUAACACAAAUCGAAUGAUAUUUUGGAUGGUGGCCCCUGAUGUUUAACAUGCUCGUGAAAUGAUUUUAGUAUGAAUAUCUUGUAGCUUUUAAGACUUAAGAGGGGAUAUUUUUCGAGUCAUUUUUUGUAUUGUUUUUCAAGUGAUGUGAUUGUGGUUACUGAUGGAUGGAUGGGUUGGAUCUUUAAACAUUGCAGAGUAUAGUAGUAUCAUUUAGGCGAUUGUUGUUCCGAUUGUUGUUAUCAUUGUUCUUUUUUUUCUUGUCCAUUCCAUUCACUCUUCACCACCAAGUCUAAGAGUAGUAGCGUCUUGUAUGGUGUAUACAAAAAUCAGAGCAUUCUUUUUUUUCUCUUAAUUUGAUUCUUCCUCUGGCUUACUUGCUAAUCUCCCACAGCCUUGUAGUAUCUUACCAUGAUAAUUCUUUUCUCUAUUAAAAAACUAUAAACAACACAAAGAUCAAUUAAAAGAUCAACUUCAGAGAGAUUAAGAGCUCUAGAAGGAGAAGACUAUUGAUAGUUGUUCAGCUUCAUUAGUAGCAAGUGUGUCCUUCAUUUAUGUCGCUUAUAUUGAUACGUCCCAUGUAAUCUGCAGCAUCAGGGACCAUCAUACUGAAGAGGUCGUGGGUUUCUGCACAUGAAUAACAAAGUGGCGAAUGUGCACCUGAAGAGGUCGUGGGUUUCUAUGUGUUCUGUCUCAAAGCCUGUUACAAACUAUUUAAACAUUACUAACAACUGAGAAGGAUAAAAAGCAACAUUAUUAAGCAUGCAUCUUUUUGAUGUUUUUGUAAACAAAACAGAAACUGCUUACUCGGAUGAAUUGUACGUCUGCCAAUUUUAGUAGGUACAGCACCAGAUUUCCACUUGUUUACAUGACUUUUAGAGUUGGUCAUUGUUUCCAUGUCACCAUUUAAACCUGCAGCGAGGAUGUGGAAUUAGUGUUGUGGUCAGAGUGGCAGUGACUUACAUAUGCAUAAUAACAAUUGAAUUUCAGUGUGAGAGAUCCGCAAGCUUGGUAACCAAGGAAGUGACAUAUAGCAUUGAAUUUAUUGCCCUUGCACGUGCCUUCUUUCUCUUAAGUUUCAAAGAUUUCAUUUAUUAGGCAAGAGUGUUUGUAGAUUAUGCAAACAAUCUUGAGUAUUCGGAUAUCAGUAUUGGAAAUGAACAUAAAUCAUUUAGAAAACAUGGAGACUUACCAAGCGCUUGUUCAUUUCAGUAAGUAAUAUAGAUCAAAAGCUUUCCCGUCUGAAUCUGGAGAAGGAAGGAAAAAAACAUCUAAGAUUCCAAAUUUCUUUUUGCAACAUAUUAUCUCCAACAUUUAUUUGUUUCUUCUUCUUAUUCUUUUUCUUACCUGGGAUAGCUAAGCAGAAUCAUCAGAGUCAGGAUGGAGAAGCAGCUGGAACCACAAAAAUAAGUAUCUUGUAAGAUUCCAUACUUAUUUGCUUUGGUGUAAAACUAAGAGAAGUCUCAUGUCAAGAAUUCAAACCUGUUUGUGAAUGGAGGAAGAAAUUCAAUAAAGCAGAUGACCAAAGUGAGAACUGAGUAGAAAUCUUAACAACAGCUACACCGUGCCUAAGUAGCCCUUGAAUUUCCUGCAUAACAAAAAGAUAAUAGACAUGAGAUAUAAUACUAAAACGAACAUCUUAUUAUUCGAGAAAGACGAAAGAUAGCUAACAGUUGUAAAACAUAUGUUUACAAUAUCAAAUCAUUACCUUGAAGAUAGCGUAUAAUUCUCCAUAUUGUUUCUUGUCUGCUGCCAAUAAAAAGUAUACAUGACUACAUAACCUUUCAUAUAAGUUUUCGUUAAUAAGAGCUUGUCCUGCGUCACAUAUCUGGUUACUACCUUCUCCUAGUAUCACCUGAGAGAACACAUCACAUGCAAAUCAAGUAAGUUUAUUGGCUGCUUCAAUCACGCGAUGAUUCUCCUACAUAACUCAGCUAAAGCUCCACUGAUUCUGGGCUGUGGAUCGAUUGAUGAAUUCAAAAUCAGAGACAACCAAAGAACUGGUUAUGAGAGAAAAAGAAGAUCUUACCGAUGACUUCAGGCUUGCCUUCCAUACCUAAGCUCAGAUUUUCAAAGCUACGUUCUCUUUGACAUACUGACUCACGCAACUACACAUCAGCCUUCUCAAUCCUCAAUUUGCUGUUUGCUGCUUAGGCUUCUGAGAUUAUGAACGAAGCAAAGACCCGAUGUAUAUUUAAUCAACGUGAGAUUGUAGAAGAUAGACGAAGAAGAAAGAGUAACUGAUGUUCUGAUGCAAUCAUGACGAGCUGAUUUAAAGGUAAAACGUAACCGUGAGCUGAAAGGUGAUUUAGUUCCAGAGAACUUACGGCUACCAAACUAAUAAGAAGGUAAAAGGCCAGAAGAAUAGAAAACCUAAUUUGUAUGGGGUUAAGAUUAUUCAUAAAGCCCAAACAAAAUGUAGCAAACACACAAACGAAAUUAAAAUACAAUUGUAGAGCCCAUAACGUAAAAA